Penicillium diatomitis is the source of this 1929-nucleotide messenger RNA. RefSeq lists its product as uncharacterized. Gene Ontology annotation, molecular function: rDNA binding; RNA polymerase I general transcription initiation factor activity. The transcript has a single exon. The record is from RefSeq and is a predicted model, not a curated record. The coding region runs from base 1 to 1929 and encodes 642 amino acids. Lineage: Eukaryota; Fungi; Ascomycota; Eurotiomycetes; Eurotiales; Aspergillaceae. Gene Ontology annotation, cellular component: RNA polymerase I upstream activating factor complex. Gene Ontology annotation, biological process: nucleolar large rRNA transcription by RNA polymerase I; transcription initiation at RNA polymerase I promoter.
AUGAGCAGUUCCGAGUCCUCCUUCGCGCCCGAUGAAGUUUCCGAUUCCGAGUCCGCGCUGAGCGUCGAUCAACAACCGCACCAAUUGCGCACUCGACGUUCUUCUUCCCGGGUAGCUGCUCUAGACACUUUACCAGACGAGGAAUUUGAUAGCAAGCCUGCGUUGUUGUCUGAUUUCGAAGAUGGAGUGAGUAUUGACAGAGGACCGCAAGUCAUCAGUCGCGAGAACGAAUUCGGCCCGUUUGAUGACAUUGUCGAGAAUUUGUCGGCCAGAACUCUCGGAUUAUACUCCUCUCUCCUUACCGAGAUCAAGAACGAUAUCAACUUUUCAUCGACCAAGGAAGAUGAAGAAUUAUACAAUGUCCACCAGAAUGGCGCGGUGAUCUGGACUGCGACAGAGAAGGAAGUUCUAUACAAUGUUCUUGAUCGGAAAGGCAAGAAUGGAAUCAAAGAGAUAGCUGCAGCCAUCGGUACAAAAUCCGAACUCGAGGUGUUGGAUCAUCUGCGACUCCUUCAACAAGGUCUCCAAGGUCAACACCGUAUUGGGCGACACGUCAAGACGAUUGUCAUGGGGGAUGUUCCUGGCGCCGCCGAAAUCAGCGAAGCAUGCUGCGCCGAGCUAGACGAGUACGCGCAAGGACUGCGAUCCAAGGAGGAGCUCGCAGCCGCCAUUGCUGGCCGCACGCGCUUUGGUGAGAAUUGGAAUGUCGACAGCGAUCGGGCUGAACAGCUGCUGGCAGCUGAUGAAAAUGUAGCCCUUCGCGGCGAUAUACAAUUACCAGCCGGCUUGCUGAAUCUUCCGACAUGGGUCAAGCUUCAGCAGCGAUUCUUCAUGAACUUUGGAGGCUCGAAAGAGGAUGACAAUUGGAUGAAUCUUGUGACUUCCAGGAAAGAGUCGCCGUCUCUCAGUGGAGAGGCGCUGAUGGACCUCUACGCUUUGGCCGUCAGCAUUACUCGUCGACUCAUCCAGUCUGUCCAAUUUAUCGCCAUGAGUCGCAUUCGAAGUCAGAGUCUACAUGGUCGUGAACGAGCCAAUGCGGUCCGUCGCAAGGAUGUAAAAGCUGCCAUGGAGAUUCUAAACAUGCGCCCUCGGCGGGACAAUUUCCUUCUAGACGUUGCCCGAAACAACGAGCUGGUCAUCGAGGACAGCCGCAAGACCAAGGGCUGGAAGACUCGCGAGUUGAGCUACAAUGAGGCCGAGGAAAUUCUCAAUGGUGAAACAGACUACUUUCGGAAAUCCGAGACCGAUGCUAUGCCUGGAGCCGCAGCAAACGACAGUGACGGAGAUGAAGAACUUGACGAUGCUGAAGACGUUGAAUCUGACGAGGACUCGAUCCAACGUGCGCCAAGUCACGCUCAAGAUACAACCGACCAUCUCUCUACAACGUCUUCAGAAGUCUUCUCGACAACUUCAGACAGCGACACAGAAUUCCUAGACCUCGAAGAAGAGCACGCCGACACUCUCGAUCGCGAGCACAGUCGUGUAACAGAGCUUCACCUAUGGCAAAUGCUCGGCAAACCCCCUCCGCCAAAACUCGAAAUACCCAUCGCCACCGAAGAAAAUGACAAAGAAGCGUUUCGCAAACCCCCAGCCGAGCGCAAGGCUCCUCAUGAACUGGUCGAUUGGCGAGAUCGUGUGUUGUAUCGUGGUGAAUGGGAGGAAUUUGGCUAUGAAGCCGGUGAUGUAGAAGAGGCGCUGAUUGAAAAUCGCCGCAAAAAACGUCGAACAGAGCAAUUUCUCUCUGCUUCAGUCGUCAACAGUGAAGACGACGAAUCUAGCGAAGAUAAUGAUACCCAUCGCCCGCAACUCGGAGCGGAGGAGCACACGCGAGUUGAGCCUCCAAAGUAUGGCUCUGCUGGCUGGGAGGCUUUUCUUCAGUCAUUCUUAACGCCCGGAGAAGCUCCGUCUGCAGGGCCUACGACUGAUUGA